UACAAAAUGUCACGUCCUCAGUAUCCAGAACCAGCCAACGCUGACGGGCUCGCCUAUGGCCCCGGGUCCCAAGACCGAAUCCUUCUGAAGGAAGCCCUUUCCCAGACAGAAGGCGCCGUCGCCGAAAUCCCCAGCAUCAUCAACGGAGAACGCCUGUAUACUGGAAGGAAAAGCAAACAGGUCAACCCCUGGAACCACCGCGGCCAGCCUCUAGCAGAAUACCAUGAAGUCGACGCAGGAACAAUCAAGCAGAGGGCGAUUCCAGGCGCUCUCAACGCACGCAAGACCUGGGGCAAGAUGCCCUUCAGCGAGCGCGCCGCAAUCUACAAACGUGCUGCCCAGCUCGUCGCAUCUCCCAAAUACAGAUGGAGACUGAUGGCCGCGACGAUGCUGGGUCAGGGGAAGACGUGUGGGCAGGCAGAGGGCGACUGUAUCGCCGAAGUGAUUGAUACUUUCAACUUCCACGUCUACUUCUGCGACCAGCUGUACCAGCAGCAGCCGGUUAAACAGUUCGAGUCGUCCUCUAGCAGAAUGGACUAUCGACCACUCGAGGGGUUUUUGCUGGCUGUUUCGCCGUUUAACUUCACGGCCCUGGGCGCGCAUAUUGCCUUUACGCCCGCGAUACUGGGGAAUGUGGUUCUUUGGAAGCCCUCGCCUAUGGCUGUGCUAUCGAACUAUAUUCUAUACCAGGUUAUGGAAGAGGCAGGGAUGCCUAGUGGUGUUGUCCAGUUCUUGCCCACGGCUGAUCCUGCCAUCGUAGCAGGGACAGCUAUCAACAGCCCGCAUUUCGCUGGACUUCACUAUACAGGCUCCUCUGCUGUCCUGCGAACCCUCUGCAGCCAAAUCGGAACAAACACAGCCAUGUACAAGAACUUCCCUCGCAUUGUCGGCGAAAGCGGCGGGAAGAACUUCCAUCUCGUCCAUAGGUCGUGCAAGGACGAUGUGCAGUGGGUGGCGUCUGCUGCGGUGCGCUCGGCCUACGAGUUUCAGGGCCAGAAAUGCAGUGCAUUGUCUAGGCUGUAUGUGCCCAAGUCCAUGUGGGAACAGGGUGAUCUACGCGCUGCGCUGCUGGACGAAGCAGCUAAAAUGACACACGGCGACGAUGUCAAGCAGCUGCAUCACCCACUUGGUCCUGUCGUCUCGGAUGGCUCGUUCCAGCGCUUCAGGCAGUUCGUCGCCGACGCGCAGAAGGAAGGGCAUACCCUACUGUAUGGUGGAAAGACGGACGACAGUCGGGGCUUCUUCGUGCAGCCGACGAUUUUCGUGGCCAGGGAUGGCGAUAAUAGUUCCUCUGCCUUGAUGACUAGAGAGCUAUUUGGGCCUCUCUUCGCCGUGCAAACUUACGACGACAGCUUGCCAACCGCGUUCGAAGACGUCUGUGACCUCAUCGACAAGACAUCCGAGUAUGGCCUGGCCGGCUCAGUCUUUGCGCGCGAUCGGACGGCCAUCCGAGUUGCAGACGAGAAGCUGCGAGACUCGGUGGGGAUGCUCUGCAUCAACGACAAGAGCACCGGUGCUGUUAUUGGAGCCCAUCCAUUUGGAGGCGCCAGAUCCAGUGGUACGAACGACAAGGCGAACUCGGUGAAUGUGCUGCUGCGGUUCUCGAGUUUGCGCUGUGUCAAGGAUAACUAUGCGAUUGGCAGCGAGACACUCGGGGCCUGCCAUGUUGCGGAAUAGAUAGACUGGAUAGUUUAAU
Messenger RNA from Aspergillus versicolor CBS 583.65, 1696 nucleotides. RefSeq lists its product as uncharacterized. Gene Ontology annotation, cellular component: mitochondrial matrix. The record is from RefSeq and is a predicted model, not a curated record. The transcript is spliced from 2 exons. Lineage: Eukaryota; Fungi; Ascomycota; Eurotiomycetes; Eurotiales; Aspergillaceae. Gene Ontology annotation, molecular function: L-glutamate gamma-semialdehyde dehydrogenase (NAD+) activity. The coding region runs from base 7 to 1677 and encodes 556 amino acids.